This is a messenger RNA of Cyclopterus lumpus (lumpfish), 1208 nucleotides long. RefSeq names its product theg spermatid protein (gene spmap2). The record is from RefSeq and is a predicted model, not a curated record. Gene Ontology annotation, biological process: spermatogenesis. NCBI's taxonomy places the organism in Eukaryota, Metazoa, Chordata, Actinopteri, Perciformes, Cyclopteridae. Bases 130 to 849 code for a protein of 239 amino acids. The transcript has 7 exons.
UUUUUGGUCCCUGUGCUGAGGUAAGUUUAAAAUGUGAAGAGGCUCGUUUGUAUCAUGAUCCCCUAGCAACCGGCAGGUGUCGGUGGCACCACAGGAGAGCGAGGCACGGAGCAGCUUCAACCGGUUUCCAUGGCAACUCAGACGCGCCAACUCGCUCAACCCAAACCCAACCGACUCGGAUAUCCAGACCGUCGUUCGGUCUACUGGCUGGACCAGCUCCCACCAGAGAAGACUGGAUCCACCACCAGAACUGAGUUAACCCCUCGCUGGUCGGAGCUCUGUCCAAGUAAAAAGUUCUACACGCAAAUGACACUUCCUCCCGUCUGGGAGGUCAGUGAACCGGCUCUCCGUGCCGUGGCCUCCGAUCGCCUGCUCCACCUGGCUCGACCUCGGGCCCCCACGGCCGACUGGCAGCCGGAGCGCCCGCUCCUCGCCGCCUUGAACAGAGAGACGCAGACGGCGGUCGCCACUCCACGAACAUGCCAGCUUGCCCGACCAAAAAGAAGGCCGGUUCCGGAGGACUCCGGCCCAAAGUCCAAGGCCGUGACCGUGACCCUCACACCCUGCAAAGCUUCAGCACACAUCGAGCUACUCGCCACCCCGAAGCACGACCACCCCAAGUUCGAAGGCGAGCGCUCGGCGUGCUGGUCCGUCUCCCGAGCGGCCAGAAACUUUGCGGCGGGCCAGAGGCUCCUCCAGCUGUCCGGUCCCAAAGAGAGGACCGCUCUGUUUGAGGGGUACGACCCGUACGCCGUCAGCCAGGCGGCCCGCGCCGCCGGCCCCUCUCCUCGGGUACGACAGCUCUGCCUCCCUCUGCCUCGCAAGUGUAGCUCCAACUAUGACCGAUGAGGGCCGGUUGGCGUUCUCCCCUUUUUUUCCCCUCAUGGGAUCAAAGUUGUCGUCUUUUUUUUUUUUUUCUUUCUCCUUGUACACAAACACGAUAAAGGCCUCUUACUUGAAUGUACACAUGGGGACAACAGCACAUCCUAAAUACAUUGUGGAAUCAAUUCCUCAUUUCGGACCUCCGCGACGACAUUUCCACGACCCUGCUCCGGACCACGAACCCCAGCUUUGGAACCGCACCGAAGCGUCUUUAUUACCAGCUGAGAGCGCGAUGGACGAGCUCCGUGCACCGUUGAGUGGACUCGAUCUGUUCAGAAAUGUGUCCAUGAUUAUCUCUCCAAUAAAUAGACGCAUGUGGACGGCUC